AUGCACUUACUAGAAGCAAAAAUAGCAAGAACACUAAGAUAUUUUUUAACUAGUUUGAGAGAAUUAAAAAUUGGACUUAAUGCUUUUGCUACUAUAAAAGGAGAUCUCACUACUAAAUAUAAGAUUCUUAAACAUAUUAUUAGAAAAGAAAUUUUUUGA
Cetraspora pellucida is the source of this 159-nucleotide messenger RNA. The record is from the annotation of a GenBank genome assembly. Lineage: Eukaryota; Fungi; Glomeromycota; Glomeromycetes; Diversisporales; Gigasporaceae.